GUUUUUAUAUAAUAUGACAAAUUAAUUAUAAAAAAAAAUUAAUACUAAUCUUGUCGAUUGGUUUCAAAAAUAAAUAAAUAAAUAAAUAAAUAAAUAAAUAAAAAAAUCUGGUCGAAUAAUAAAGCAGUUUUCUAUAAAAAUCAUCACAAUCUCACUGUUUGAAACAAAUUGCCAAAACAUCCUCCCUUUUCUUCCAUCCUUUGUCCAAAUAACCGACCUCAAAAAUGGACCUUCGACAAUCAAUCACCGACCAAACGGACGUCUCCCUAUCCCUCACAUCACACGUAUCAUCAAUCGAGGCAACCAACACCAACCUGGUUCUCUCACCAUUAUCACUCCAUGUCGUACUGAGCCUCAUCGCAGCCGGGUCAUCCGGGUCAACCCGUGAUCAGGUUCUCUCGUACCUUAAGUCCAAAUCUUCCGACGAUCUCAAUAAGCUUUCUUCUGAACUUGUGUCGCUUGUUUUCGCUGAUGGUAGCGCUGCUGGUGGCCCGAAAUUGAGUUUCGCAAAUGGGGUUUGGGUUGAUCAAACUCUUCCUCUUAAACCCACUUUUAAACAGAUUGUUGAUGAUGUAUAUAAAGCUGCUUCUAAUCAAGUCGAUUUUUUAAACAAAGCAGUUGAAGUGGCCUCUGAUGUGAAUUCGUGGGCUGAGAAGCAAACUAGUGGCCUUAUCAAAGAGUUGCUGCCUCCUGGGUCUGUUGAUAACACAACGAGGCUCAUCUUUGCGAAUUCAGUUUACUUCAAGGGAGCAUGGAAUGAGAAAUUUGAUGUGUCUAAAACAAAGGAAGACGACUUUCAUCUUCUAAGUGGUAGCUCAGUUAAAGUGCCUUUUAUGACUAGCAAGAAGAAACAGCUCAUCAGAGCUUUUGAUGGAUUCAAAGUCCUUAGUCUUCCUUACAAACAAGGAGAAGACAAGCGACAAUUUUCCAUGUAUAUCUUCCUUCCAGAUGUUAAAGAUGGGCUUUCAGCUUUGAUGCAGAAAGUAAGCUCUCAAUCUGGUUUCUUAAAUGAACACCUCCCAUUCGAAAAAGUUGAAGUGGGUGAUUUUAGGCUUCCUAGAUUCAAGAUUUCAUUUGGAUUUGAAGCUUCCAAGGUUUUAAAGGGCUUAGGAGUUGAAUUGCCCUUUACAGGGGGUGGCCUAACUGAAAUGGUAGACUCACCCGUGGCCAAAAAUCUCUAUGUAUCGAGCAUUUUCCAAAAAUCCUUUAUCGAAGUCAAUGAGGAAGGUACCGAAGCAGCAGCUGCUUCUGCUGCUGUAAUAGCUUUCAGGAGCUUAAGGAUUCCAUCGAAGUUGGACUUUGUGGCUGAUCAUCCAUUUAUGUUCCUUAUAAGGGAAGACAUGACUGGAGUUGUGCUAUUUAGUGGGCAUACUAAGAAUCCUCUUGAGGAUUAGAAAGUUCGAGUUCUGAAGCAAUGUGAUAUAAGUAUCAAAGAAUAACACAACCAUAUCUCACUUAACUUUUUCACGCUUUCGUAUGAUUAAAUAGUGCGUAGUUAUCUAUGUAUUUUUAUUGUGAGACGUUUUACAUAAUUUUUCUAUUUACUGUAGGAGGUACUGUCUGUAUUGUGCAUGAGAUCUUGGUGUUUGGCAGUUAAUAAUAUAACUUUUGUUUGAUGAUAAUACAGCUA
This is a messenger RNA of Chenopodium quinoa (quinoa), 1630 nucleotides long. RefSeq names its product serpin-ZX-like. The transcript has 2 exons. Bases 225 to 1394 code for a protein of 389 amino acids. NCBI's taxonomy places the organism in Eukaryota, Viridiplantae, Streptophyta, Magnoliopsida, Caryophyllales, Amaranthaceae. Gene Ontology annotation, molecular function: serine-type endopeptidase inhibitor activity. The record is from RefSeq and is a predicted model, not a curated record.